AUGAAAUACGAGACACUUAAACAGGCUAUUAUUCAGCGAAUCACGCCUUCUGACAAGGUCCGUCUGCAGCAGCUAUUUAGUGAUCUGCAGCUAGGAGGUAGGAUGCCCUCAGCCUUGUUGCGCGAAAUGCAACAGCUCAUCGGCACGUCCAACAUGGACGUAGGGAUUCUCCGCGAGCUGUGGAUGCAACGCCUUCCUGAAAGCACACAGGCUAUCCUUGCAGUAGCAAGUGACUUGCCCAUCACAGCAAUUGCAGAUCUAGCAGACCGCGUCAUCGAACGGCACCAGCCAGAGACUGAAACCAAAGCACUUAAGCAGCUUUGCGCUGGCGCAACCACAACGACAGGCGCGACUAGCCCUCCGUCGGCAAUAGACGCAUUAUCAUUGCAGAUAGCGUCGCUUCAGCGCCAGAUCAAAGAACUCACCUUAAAACGUAAGCACCGCAACCGCUCUGGAUCAUCGCACCGUCGCACAAAACCUGAUGCCUCAGGUUACUGCUUUUACCACUCGCGUUUCGGUACUAAAGCCCGUAAGUGCGUACAGCCGUGUAGCUACUCCGCUAUAGAUGAUCCGCCACGCCGGCCUGUAAUGGCCACGAACGUCAGCAAAGCUCAAAGUCGUCUCAUCUACAUUAGGGAUUAUGACUCCGAUACCCAGUUCUUAGUUGAUACCGGGGCGGAAGUCAGCGUCAUUCCCCCUAUGCCAGGUGAGCCUACCGCUUCUCUGUCGACAAGUCUCAGUGCCGCCAAUGGCACACCAAUAGCCACCUAUGGUCAUCGGUCACUUACCCUGGACCUAGGUCUUCGGCGCACUUUCCGCUGGGUAUUCACUGUCGCUGCAGUCCCCUUUGCCAUCAUCGGCAUUGACUUUCUCAGGCAUUUCGACCUCUUGGUCGAUGCGAAACGCCAGAUGAUAGUCGACACUGCAACAAAACUCAGCGUACGUGGCAGCACCGCCGAUGUGACAUCUAUAUCCCCGGUCUAUGCAUUUCCCCAGACCUCGUCAGCCUACGCUAAUCUCCUUUCUCAGUAUCCCAAGCUCGUUCAGCCAAUGAACGCAGCUUUGCCCGUGGCAGCUCAAGUCACGCACCACAUACGGACGAAUGGCCCACCUGUGUCAUGCCGUCCACGCCGACUAUCGCCUGAGAAACUAAAGGUAGCUAGGGCGGAGUUUGAGCACAUGCUUGAACUUGGAAUAAUCCGCCCUUCCGAUAGCCCUUGGUCCUCGCCCCUGCAGAUGGUCCCCAAGAAAUCUGGUGACUGGCGCCCUUGCGGUGAUUACCGCGCACUCAAUCGCCUAACCGUCCCAGAUAGGUAUCCCAUCCCACACAUGCAGGACCUUACCGCAUGCCUCACAGGUAAGACGAUCUUCAGCAAGAUCGAUCUGGUUCGCGCCUAUCACCAGAUACCUGUGGAAGACAAUGACAUUCCUAAAACAGCCGUCAUCACUCCUUUCGGUUUGUUUGAAUUUUUAAGGAUGCCAUUUGGACUGUGCAACGCCGCACAAACCUUCCAACGCUUCAUCCACGAUGUCACUCGUGGCCUUGACUUCGCAUAUUCCUACCUCGAUGAUAUCUUAGUAGCCAGUUCAUCGGAACAAGAGCACCUCGAGCAUCUUCGAGCUCUCUUCCAGCGCUUGACCCAACACGGUGUCACAGUCAACCCGACUAAGUGCGAACUCGGCAAAUCAACGGUAGAAUUCCUAGGCCACCUGUUUCAUCGUCUGGUAUCGAAGUCCUUCCUGAUAAGAUCCAGGCAAUCAAGGACUUCCCAGCUCCGACUUCCUUCAAGCACCUCCGUCGAUUUUGUGCUCAUGCAGCCACUGACUGACUUACUCAGAGGAAAUGAACGUAAGUUCGCUUUCCCUGACACAGCACAGGCAGCCUUCGCCGAGCUCAAGGAUGCUAUCUCCAACAUAGCCCUCCUCGCUCAUUUGGAAUCGACUGCACCUCUUUCUAUUACGACUGAUGCCUCAGACGUCGCGGUAGGAGCCGUCCUCCAACAACACGUUGGUGGGCACUGGCAACCCCUUGGGUUCUUCUCCAAGCGCCUGCAGCCAGCGGAAUCCCGCUACAGCACGUUUGGCAGAGAACUGCUCGCCAUUUACCUAGCAAUACGUCACUUCCGGCACACACUUGAAGGCCGCGCUUUCACGGUCUACACUGACCACAAGCCCCUUAUCUUCGCCUUCAACUCUGCUAGCGACAAAUACUCACCACGGGAAACAAGACACCUAGACUUUGUCACGCAGUUCACUGCUGACAUACGUCAUGUCUCAGGUGUCGACAAUCCCGUCGCCGACGCUCUCUCACGCGUCAACCUCACUCUGCAGUCUUUGCCUACCGUCGACCUUGCCGCAAUGGCAUCGGCUCAGGCUCAAGACGAAGAUAUACAGCGCACUCUGCAGUCCACUUCGCUGCAUGUGCAACCUGUUCCUCUCCAAACCACGGAAGGAACCAUCUCUGUGACACUUCCACAGGUUGUCCUAGACCUCUCGUGCCCGUCUCCUUCAGACGCACAGUCUUCGACGCACUGCACUCACUGUCACAUCCCGGUAUCCGUGCAUCUUUGA
This is a messenger RNA of Dicrocoelium dendriticum, 2571 nucleotides long. The record is from the annotation of a GenBank genome assembly. Lineage: Eukaryota; Metazoa; Platyhelminthes; Trematoda; Plagiorchiida; Dicrocoeliidae.